AUGUCCAACACCGUCAUUCUCGGCACCGGUAUAAUCGGUCUCUCAACCGCAUACUAUCUCUCUCUCUCCCAGGACCCCUCCACGAUUCAACUGGUAGACCCGUCUCCCACACUUUUCUCAUCCGCUUCAGGCUACGCAGCUGGCUUUCUUUCUCGCGAUUGGUUUUGUGAUGAAUCAUCUGACUUGGGGCUCUUGAGUUUCGAGGAACAUAAAAUACUUGCCGAGAAGAAUGCUGGUGCUGAGAAAUGGGGAUAUAGUGUGAGUAGAAGUUUAAAUUUUGUGAGUCAUAUUGCUGCAGAAAAGGCGAGAAAGAGCGGGAAGAAGGGAGUCAGAGGAGACGAUUGGUUGAGAGUGGGCGGGAGCAGGGCUGAGACUGCUAGUGGUAAUGAUGGGGUAGGUGUGAAGGAAGCGGCAAGUACUGCUGGAGAGUGGCCUAAGUGGUUCAAAAAGAAUGAGGGUGAUGAAAUGGAACCUAUUAGUAAAGAGGGAAGUACAGCUCAAGUAAUCACACUAACAUAUCAAGUGGACCCGCUCAAGUUGUGUCAGUUCCUUCUUGCAAGCUGUCUUGAGCGCGGCGUGCAACUUCAUCACCCUGCGAAGGCAUUGUCCGUUGACCAAGAUAUGAGAUCCGAAAUAUCUAGUAUACGUAUCUUGAACACCUCUACCAAUAUUGAAUCAGAUAUUCCGUGUACGAAAAUUCUGAUAGCAGCAGGAUGUUGGUCACCUGAGGUAUUUUCUACCUUGUUCCCAGAAUCAACGUUGAAAUUACCUAUCACUAGUUUGGCUGGUCAUUCUUUGGUUGUGAGAACACCAAAUUGGAACGAAGAACUGGAAGAUAAAGAAUGUCAAGCUGUGUUUGCUAGUGAUGAGGAGGGUUAUUGUCCUGAAGUAUUUUCGAGGAAGGGUGGUGAAAUCUAUGUCGCGGGUCUAAAUUCCUCGACUGAACCAUUACCAAAACUUGCAACGGAGUCUAAGUUUCAAGAGGACGCUAUACAGAGAUUAGAGAACACGGCGAGAAGAAUGUUUGGUUUUGACGAAAGCUCUGAAAUGGAAGUCGUUAAAAAGGGUUUGUGCUUUCGACCGGUUACGAAAAGGGGAACGCCGAUUUUGGCAAAGGUGGCUGAUGAUAAUCUGGGUGGAAUGAGUACCAGGAAUGAUAGAGAUGGAGGAAUCUGGCUUGCUGCAGGGCAUGGACCUUGGGGUAUUAGCAUGAGCUUGGGUACUGGGAAAGUAAUGGCGGAGAUGAUACAAGGAAAGCCUACGAGCGCUGAUGUCUCGAAAUUGGGCUUUUAG
Molecule: messenger RNA, 1293 nt
Organism: Botrytis sinoallii
Lineage: Eukaryota; Fungi; Ascomycota; Leotiomycetes; Helotiales; Sclerotiniaceae
Exons: 2
Coding region: 1-1293 (430 amino acids)
Biological process (GO): retrograde transport, endosome to Golgi
Cellular component (GO): cytoplasm; late endosome
Molecular function (GO): oxidoreductase activity
Source: RefSeq, a predicted model, not a curated record